Molecule: messenger RNA, 1862 nt
Organism: Brienomyrus brachyistius
Lineage: Eukaryota; Metazoa; Chordata; Actinopteri; Osteoglossiformes; Mormyridae
Gene: dmrt3a
Product: doublesex and mab-3 related transcription factor 3a
Exons: 2
Coding region: 223-1569 (448 amino acids)
Biological process (GO): regulation of transcription by RNA polymerase II; male sex differentiation
Cellular component (GO): nucleus
Molecular function (GO): RNA polymerase II cis-regulatory region sequence-specific DNA binding; protein binding; DNA-binding transcription factor activity, RNA polymerase II-specific
Source: RefSeq, a predicted model, not a curated record
UCUCGUCUGCGAAUGACACUCUGGAAAGUGAGAUGUUUAGUAACUCGGGUCUAUUAACGUUUGUUAUAACGUCUGACGUUCUGCGGUAUCACUAGAAAACCGAUUAAACUUAUUUUUUUAUCAGGCUGCUUUAUGUUCGGAGGGAAGCACAAGGCUUGAUCUCCUACAGCUGUCAAUAUUGCGUCGUCCUGGACCAGAAUUUCUAACAAAAGUCAGAGACAAAUGAAUGGCUACGGAUCACCGUAUCUGUAUAUGGGAGGUCCAGUCCCUCAUCCAAGAGCACCUAUUCAAAGGACGCCCAAGUGCGCUCGAUGUAGGAACCACGGGGUGCUGUCGUGGCUGAAGGGACAUAAGCGAUACUGUCGUUUUAAAGACUGUACUUGUGAAAAAUGCAUUCUGAUUAUUGAAAGACAGCGAGUGAUGGCUGCCCAGGUUGCUCUUCGAAGGCAGCAAGCAAAUGAAAGUUUAGAAAGUCUUAUUCCGGAAACGCUAAGAACUUUACCCGGACUUUCGGUGUCAGCGACGGACGAAGGCAGCGAAGGGCCACCGCCGCGCAUUGGAGGAAUGGACGUGAAGUGGGUGUCAGAGCAGUCUUGUAGCACACAUUCUACGGCAGACCUUAAUGAAGAUCGGUCAGGUGAGCACUCAGAAACAGACCAUGGCAGCAAUAGUGACAAGGAGCACGACCGCUCAAGUUCCCCUGAGAUGUCAAAGUCCAGUUUAUGCUACAAUCUGGAUUCUACGAAUGUCUCCACUACAUCAAAGGAAAGUCACUACAAUCUUCAAGAGAGCAGCAAUGACACUGAGACCAAAUCUGACAGUGCCAAAUUCCACAGAGAGGAGAACUUAGUUAUCGAGGGUCUCUCAGGGUCUGUAUCUCUCCCUUUAAAUCUCAAGGCUAAUCGUCCUCCCUUAGAGGUGCUAAGAAAAAUCUUCCCCAGUCACAAACCAGCAGUUCUUGAGUUGAUCCUUAAAGGUUGUGGUGGAGAUCUGGUAGGAGCCAUUGAGGUACUUCUGUCCAGUAGAUCGACCCCCAGAGUAGCACCCACUGAAGGCACUGACAACCUUAACUUACCAUCUAACAGGCACCUAUUUGAACACACCUUGGGGUCCUAUCCUGUAUCCUCUUCUAAAUGGUCAGUGGGAUCUGCUUUCAGAGUUCCUGAUUCUUUGAGGUUCCCCUCUGAGACCACCAAUGUUGUCCCCAGUCCCUUAGCUGUACCUCUGCAGCAUCCCUUUUCCCAAGGGCCUCGCUACCCCCUAAUGCUGAGAAAUUCCAUAUCCAGGGGCCAGACUAACCCGUUUGUGCCCAGUGAUGUGACUCUGUGGAAUACCAUGACUCUGCAGCAGCAAUAUCAGCUCAGGUCCCAGUAUGUGUCUCCUUUCUCCAGCGCGUCCAGCAGCAUCUUCAGCUCCUCUGUCCUUCAUUCCCGUCCCUCUGAUGAUCACAGGAUUACAAUACAGGAGGAUGGAUGCACCAUGGUACCCAAACAGACUGUCUACGCAGAGGACGACUAUGAUGAGAGAUCCGACUCGUCAGACUCUAGAAUUUUAAAUUCCUCAGCCUGACCUGAAUAGCAAAGACAAAUCGAAACAAAUAAACAAUGGAAAAAACUUAAUUGAAAUGUCACCUGCUGAUUUUUGCUUGAAAUUCUCUUAAGUAAUAAGUAGCCCUAUGGCACUUGGCACUUCUAGAACUUCCAAAGAAAAUGAGUUGCAGAAAUAAUUAAAACAUGUAUAAAGCCCAUUUUGUCCAUUAAUAUUGAUAUGUAUCACAAGUUUGCAUGUAAUCUACAAUGGAUAUGCCCUACAAUUAGAAAUGACAAAAUUAUGUAGCAUGUUGAGUAUAAACAAAAUAAACC